AACAAUGCAGACUCCUGCCUUGAACAGGGAACAUGACUAAGUCUUGUCUCUAGAAAUGCCUCUGAUUUUUUUCUCCAAACUUCAUGUAGGAGCUGUGAUUGCAAUAGCUGCGGGCUCAUUGCUCAACCAUCCACCCGGGCGCCGUUCUGUGUUGCUUUCGGGCAACCGGCCCGCGAGUUCCGGCCGCAACCGCCGGUUCCGGGUUCCGAAGCCGGUUCCGCAGCACUGGCCCAAGUCAGGGACUAAGGAGAUUGGAUGACGAAGUAUCAUAUCAGUGUCAAGGCGACCUUUCUGGAGUUUGUUCCACUGGACGCCACCUCAGAGUCGCCCCUCCGCCGGUGUCGAUCGUGCUCACCGCAUUGGUCGCCCCCCGAGAUCGAAAAGGGAAAGCGAGGAGGUGGCGCCAGUGACAGUACCGCAGCAGAGACUGAGGAUGUGGUCUUGAACUCCAGUGAAGACACAGAAGAUUGCAAGGGCCAGCCCCAGGUGCUGUACAAAAAGCACCGCAGUAACUUAUACAGGAAGAUCAACAAGGAGAUCUCAUCGGCCUAUUGUACCCAAAGCCUCCUGAACAUCAUCGACAGAAGCUUGGGCGACAUGAAUGCCGUCAACCUCUCCACUUCGAUCCACCGGCUGGCCCGUGCCAUCGGUUCCCACGAAUGGGACCCAGAGGUUUCUCGAGUUCUUGACCGGUUGCUGGAUGCCAUCGAACAUCAGGCGGUCUCGGAGCUCGAGAGGGGCGCGUCCAAGUUUUCUCCACGCUGCGCCACCAUCAUCGCGUGGUCUUGUGCAACACUCCAGGUGUUUCGCUUGCGGCUAUUCUCGGUGCUCAUGACGAUCAGCUUGCAAAGUUUGCAGUCCUGCCAAGCUUACGAGGUGACGAACCUUCUUUGGGCUGUGGCUCAACUGAGCAAGCAGUCUCCUGAGCCUGUCUUGAUGCGCGAGGUUCAGGAGCUCAUUACGGCCUCCACGAGUUUCUUCCGCGAUUGCGACUCCUUGGGCCAGGUGAAAGCGCAAGUCUUAGUCUCAGCCUUGGUCUCGGUGGCCGACCUCACCGUCGACGGUCCCUCACAGGCUUGGCUAUUCCAGAGCUUGUGCGAAAUGCUGGUGCCCAAAUGUCCGGAGCUGUCCUUCUCAAGCAAGACGCAUAUCGUCAUGGCCUUCCAGGCGAUGCAUGGGCGGGACUCCCAUUUUGUGGAGCGUUUGAUCGAGUCUGUGUCCGAGCUGUGCCCCGAGUUGAUUGGAGUCUCUCCCUUGAGAACGUCCUGAGCGAGAAGCAUUCGCCGCCGUGCCGCUGACUUCGCCAAUGGUGAAAAAUGAUUCUGAUGUUUGCCCGCCAAUAGUCUAAGACAACUAGGCCUCCUUUUGCUGUGAACCCUUUGAUUUGCAGCGCCUGACUGGCCCAUAUCAAAUCAUGUUUUCUGUGGUUCGAUCUUCGUCCCUGCCAGUUUCCUGUUGAUUGCUCCCA
Durusdinium trenchii is the source of this 1468-nucleotide messenger RNA. The record is from the annotation of a GenBank genome assembly. NCBI's taxonomy places the organism in Eukaryota, Dinophyceae, Suessiales, Symbiodiniaceae.